Triticum urartu is the source of this 1990-nucleotide messenger RNA. RefSeq lists its product as uncharacterized. The record is from RefSeq and is a predicted model, not a curated record. Lineage: Eukaryota; Viridiplantae; Streptophyta; Magnoliopsida; Poales; Poaceae. Gene Ontology annotation, biological process: regulation of DNA-templated transcription. Gene Ontology annotation, molecular function: sequence-specific DNA binding; DNA-binding transcription factor activity.
UUGACUUAGCUGCCUCGGGAGAAGCGGCAUUGGGAUUUAAGACCGUUCCUCCUUUCAGCUGUAGCAGUCUAGCAGAGAGACAAAGGUACACACAAGAAACUGGUCAAGGGUCGAUCAUGUCAUCAUCAAAGAGGAAGAGGGCGGACAUAGAUCUCGAGAGGAGGGACGACGAAGUCGACGACGGCAGCGGCGAUCACCAUCCCGGAGAGGCCGCACCGCGGGUGCAGAAGGAGGGACAAAUCAAGGAAGGAGAGGCGCCAGCCAAAGAGGUUGUUGAAGUGGUUGUGGACCGAGGAGGAGACGGCUCCAAGGAGGAGAUCAAGUAUGGUACUCAACAAGGAGGUGUGAUUGAGGAGGACAAGAAAUCUGCAGCUGCUGCUGCUGAUAACGAUGCCGGCGACGGCAUCGACGAUGAGGAGGGCGACGGUGGGGGAACUGGCGCAGAAGACAAGCACAUGGUAGAGGCGGCCCCUGGCGACGGCGACGGCGACGGCGACCAUGAGCAUACCGCCAUGGCGCAAGACGAGUUGAGCACGAUGCAGGAGGAGAUGGAGAAGAUGAAGGAGGAGAACAAGAUGCUCCGGCGAGUAGUGGACCGGACGGUGCGCGACUACUACGAGCUGCAGACCAAGCUGGCCGCUUACCAGAAGCAACCGGCAGAUCAGGAGCCUAAGGAGACCGAGGUGUUCCUCUCUCUCGGCGGCACGGCGCCUGCGGCUGCGGUGGCGGAGGCGAAGAGCAAGGAGGAGCAGGCGGCUCUGCGGCCGUCCGUGGGAAGCGACGACACGGACGACGGCAGGGAGGGUCUAGGGCUGUCGCUCAGCCUGCGCACGUCGUCGUACGAGGAUGAAGCGAGGCGCGACGUCGUCGACGGCGGUGCGCCGGACAUCGUCACCGACGUCGGCAAGGUGAGGGGCUACGCGCUGCUUGAGAGCAGCAGGAUGUCCCCGCCUGCGUCCGGCGAUCUCGCCGCAGGCGGCGGGAUCGGGAGCCAGCAGGGCGUCAACGCGGCCAACCGCAAGACUAGGGUUUCCGUGCGCGUCCGAUGCCAAGGCCCCACCAUGAACGACGGGUGCCAAUGGCGGAAGUACGGCCAGAAGGUCGCCAAGGGGAACCCGUGCCCCAGAGCUUACUACCGGUGCACCGUCGCCCCGGCCUGCCCGGUGCGGAAGCAGGUGCAGAGAUGUCAGGAGGACAUGUCGAUCCUGAUCACCACGUACGAGGGCACGCACAACCACCCGCUGCCCGUCGGCGCUACAGCCAUGGCGUCAACCGCCACCGCGGGCGCCGGUGCUGCCACCUUCAUGCUGCUCUCUAGCACCACCUCCGACGCGGCUGUCUCGGGUGGCCCGCCGCCGGCGUCCUCCUCCUACCUCAGCCCCUACCUACAGCUCAACUCUAGCUCCAAAUACCACUCAUCCGCCUCGCCACUAAUGUCCGGCAGCAUGGGCGGCGGUGGUGCUCAGCACCUCAGCAUGUUCGGGCAUUCCUCUGGGCUGUCCGCUCAGCCGGCGACGCACCUCAAGUACCCGUGGCCUCCGAACCCUUCGCACGGCGGCGCGGCUGGGCUAGGAGGGGGCAAGAGGCCGUUCUGGGGCACCGGAGGCGUCGACGACGUCACAACGGCAUUGCCUGACAAUGCCGGCACUAUGGUGUCGGACCCAAAUCAGUUCUCUGCGGCCAUCGCCACCGCGAUCAGCAACGUCAUAGGGAAGGAUGGGCAGGCCACCAGGAGCAAGGAGGGGGAGAGUAGCAACAAGUGGGGGGUGGUUGAAUCACUUCCACCUCAUGAGUAGGAUAUGUGAGUGACACUAUAGGUAAUUGGGGCAGGAUUACAGAGGGGGUUUGAUUAGAGUUGUUGUGUGCAAACAGAUCAAGCUAGGAGGGGAACACACAUUGGAGAAAUUUUUUGGGCCUAAAUUUGGUCCUGAUUUUUAGGUUGUUUUGGAGGAAUAUUGCAAUUGUUGAUUAUUAACGGUAAAUUACAACA